AUGGAUAACUUUUUCAGUCAUCCGACUGGUCUCGUCGCUUGGAUCGCCCGCUUGCUCCAGUACAUUAGUUCGAUCAUCCUUAUUGGAAUCACAGGCUGGGCCGUUCGACAUACAAAGUCUGUCACAGUCAUUUAUACCCUGGUCAUUGCCAUCUUGACCCUUGUUAUUCUCCCUUUCGCAAUACUUACGAGCUGCAUAUCGAGACGACAUAAAUGGCAUGUUCUUCCUCUAGUUGCGAUUGACGGAAUCCUUUCCUACUUAUGGCUGACCUCUGCUAUUUUCCUCGCGCUUGAUUUCAAUCAACAUAACUGCCGGAGAACUCGCUGGAACGGAGAAAUCGUUUGCAGCCGACAAUACGCAGCCGAAGCUUUUAGCUUCAUUGCAUUGCAAGUUAUUUCAUAUUUCGUAACUCUCAUGGCUCUGGUCGUUGAGUUAGCUUACAUAUAUUCCGUGAAGCCGGGAACUGCACCAGUGAUGGAGGAAGUACGUCCCGAGCAGCGCAUAGAACAGAAUCUGACUGCGGCUGGCGUGCUCUAG
This is a messenger RNA of Penicillium cinerascens, 537 nucleotides long. Its product is annotated as MARVEL domain-containing protein. Gene Ontology annotation, cellular component: membrane. Bases 1 to 537 code for a protein of 178 amino acids. The transcript is spliced from 4 exons. The record is from RefSeq and is a predicted model, not a curated record. Lineage: Eukaryota; Fungi; Ascomycota; Eurotiomycetes; Eurotiales; Aspergillaceae.